GAGGGUCCUUGCAGCCUCUUGCAUGGCGUGUCACAAUACCUUGACAAGAGACGAACCGCCGCCUUGGGAUCUGUCGUUCCAGAGUGCUCCAUUGGCGGUGUUGCCAUCCCUAUUGCGCUCUCGAAGAUGCUUAAUGGCUCGUCUUUAGGUACGAAUCAUUGGGUUCUUCAUACACCGUUGGCAUUUUCGUGCGUGGCCGUCAACUCUCGCCUUCCCCCGCGGCCAUUGAGAUUCUUCAUAGGAUCUCUGCCUUCAAAGCUACAACGUUCGACCUUUCAUCGUUGCGCUGUUCUUCACGCGGUCACACAAGGCAAGGAAGCAACGCUAACGUCGUACCUACUGGUCAUCCUCAACGGCAUCCACUUUCGGCCAGAUUGUCCCUGGGAUUCUCGCCGACAAUGCUUUGUGCUUAUCUUCAACUGGUUUACCUCGGGCACUAUCAUCUCAGGCGCAUCCACUGCCUUUUCGCUGGCCCUGUGCGCCAAAGAUCACUGGGAAUUUGGGACUUAUAUGGGCAUCGGCUUGAGGAUUGCCUCCCUGGCAGCGCUCAUUGGACCUCCUGUCAGUGGGGUGCUUUUUGACAAUUAUGGGCUCUUGCAAUAUUUAGCGGCAUCAUGGUUUUCGUUAGUGGGUGCAUUGUCUUUUCAAGCAAGGAGACUACUCCUCAGGGUCUGA
Penicillium riverlandense is the source of this 675-nucleotide messenger RNA. Its product is annotated as monocarboxylate permease-like protein. The transcript has 3 exons. The annotation marks the transcript as partial. Lineage: Eukaryota; Fungi; Ascomycota; Eurotiomycetes; Eurotiales; Aspergillaceae. The record is from RefSeq and is a predicted model, not a curated record.